CCGGGAGGCCGCGGCGCGGGCCCAGGAGCGGUAGGACUCGGGCCGGAGCGUGGCCGGACCCCCACCCGCCGAGGGGCCCAGGGAGGACGCGCGCGUGGGGACACACAAAUCAGAAUCCCAGAAGCCUCUGUCGGUGACUGAAGAUAGACACCGUCCUGUCAGCCACAACUCCAUGGGUUAUACACCCCGGCUGAAGGGUCACCCGGGGCUACAGGAGCAAGGACAGAGAAACAGGGGAAGUGACUGAGGAGAAGAUGCCUUAAUUGGAGGUUUGAAGGAGGAGCAGAGGCAGAGUCACAGUGGCAGCAUUGAGAGUUGGACACCCGGGUCCUUGAAGUGAUCUCUAGGCCCCAGCCCCAAAUCCGCCACCAUUCCGUGCUGCGGGGACACCAUGGCUCCAGAAGAGGACGCUGGAGGGGAGGCCUUAGGGGGCAGUUUCUGGGAGGCUGGCAACUACAGGCGCACGGUACAGCGGGUGGAGGACGGGCACCGGCUGUGCGGGGACCUGGUCAGCUGCUUCCAGGAGCGCGCCCGCAUCGAGAAGGCUUAUGCCCAGCAGUUGGCUGACUGGGCCCGAAAGUGGAGGGGGACCGUGGAGAAGGGCCCCCAGUAUGGCACACUGGAGAAGGCCUGGCAUGCCUUUUUCACGGCGGCUGAGCGGCUGAGCGCGCUGCACCUGGAGGUGCGGGAGAAGCUGCAAGGGCAGGACAGUGAGCGGGUGCGCGCCUGGCAGCGGGGGGCUUUCCACCGGCCUGUGCUGGGCGGCUUCCGCGAGAGCCGGGCGGCCGAGGACGGCUUCCGCAAGGCCCAGAAGCCCUGGCUGAAGAGGCUGAAGGAGGUUGAGGCUUCCAAGAAAAGCUACCACGCAGCCCGGAAGGAUGAGAAGACCGCCCAGACGAGGGAGAGCCACGCGAAGGCAGACAGCGCCGUCUCCCAGGAGCAGCUGCGCAAACUGCAGGAACGGGUGGAACGCUGUGCCAAGGAGGCCGAGAAGACAAAAGCUCAGUAUGAGCAGACACUGGCAGAGCUGCAUCGCUACACUCCACGCUACAUGGAGGACAUGGAACAGGCCUUUGAGACCUGCCAGGCCGCCGAGCGCCAGCGGCUUCUUUUCUUCAAGGAUAUGCUGCUCACCUUACACCAGCACCUGGACCUUUCCAGCAGUGAGAAGUUCCAUGAACUCCACCGCGACUUGCACCAGGGCAUUGAGGCAGCCAGUGACGAAGAGGAUCUGCGCUGGUGGCGCAGCACCCACGGGCCAGGCAUGGCUAUGAACUGGCCACAGUUCGAGGAGUGGUCCUUGGACACACAGAGGACAAUCAGCCGGAAAGAGAAGGGUGGCCGGAGCCCUGAUGAGGUUACCCUGACCAGCAUUGUGCCUACAAGAGAUGGCACCGCACCCCCACCCCAGUCCCCGGGGUCCCCAGGCACGGGGCAGGAUGAGGAGUGGUCAGAUGAAGAGAGUCCCCGGAAGGCUGCCACCGGGGUUCGGGUGAGGGCACUCUAUGACUACGCUGGCCAGGAAGCUGAUGAGCUGAGCUUCCGAGCAGGGGAGGAGCUGCUGAAGAUGAGUGAGGAGGACGAGCAGGGCUGGUGCCAAGGCCAGUUGCAGAGUGGCCGCAUUGGCCUGUACCCUGCCAACUACGUGGAGUGUGUGGGCGCCUGAGUGUCCUGACAGCCCUUCUGCGACGUUUACCCACCCUGGGUCAGAGCCCAGCUUCUCCUGGAGAGCCGGACCCUCAGGGCCCUGAACCGUCGCUCUCCGGCUGCUCCUCUGUCCCUUGAGGGAGGAAGUCCUGGGACCCAGGGAGGGGAGGGGCCUUUGUCUAGGGAAGGGACUGGUAGGGAAGGGACGAGUCUAGGCUGAGGGCAAGAUGGGAGGUCAGAGGUGACAGAAGCGUUCAGGGGUGCCUGGGCCUCCCCAGGAGCUGUGGACUCAGUUCCUGACCUCUGCUUUGGGGUUCCUGGGGUGGGCUUGGGGUGAGUGUAGUUCCGGCCUGCAGCACCCUCUUGCGGCUUGUUCUAGCGUGUAUUAAAACUUGACACACACCCACACACAAAAACAAAAACACCA
This is a messenger RNA of Pan troglodytes (chimpanzee), 2074 nucleotides long. It is a transcript of the gene PACSIN3, whose product is annotated as protein kinase C and casein kinase substrate in neurons 3. Gene Ontology annotation, cellular component: plasma membrane; cytoplasm; endosome. Gene Ontology annotation, molecular function: protein binding; phospholipid binding. The transcript has 12 exons. Bases 392 to 1666 code for a protein of 424 amino acids. The record is from RefSeq and is a predicted model, not a curated record. Lineage: Eukaryota; Metazoa; Chordata; Mammalia; Primates; Hominidae. Gene Ontology annotation, biological process: plasma membrane tubulation; regulation of endocytosis; cytoskeleton organization.